AUGUUCGACGUUCUCACUGUAUACAUACAUCCCACGCCAUCUCAUAACGAAUCAAUCUCGCAGCCAUGUAUCGACGCGACCCAACAAAGGCGACUCCCGCUAAUGUCCAAUGCCAAAAAUGUCUUAAGAAAGGUCACUACUCUUAUGAAUGCAAGGCUUCAACACAAGAGAGGCCUUAUGUCUCCAGGCCCUCACGCACCCAGCAACUCCUCAACCCCAAGCUUGCCCCCAAACUGGCUAGCGAUGUUCAAGACGCUCUAGCGAAGCAAAAGGGCGUAGCCGAUGAGGAGCUCGCUAAGCGAGAGGCUGAGAGGGCCAGGAAGCGAGAGCUGGAGGACAAUGACUCAGAGGGAGGGUCUCCUAAGCGAAAGAGGUCGGUUUCGUACGACUCCGUAUCCUCUAUCUCUACGAGAGGAUCGCUUUCACCACCUCGAGCCCAGCAAGCUUCUACUGUGGUACCAGACUUCCUUAUAGAAGCAUCAAACCGGCCACCACCACCACCACCAGCAGGCCGAGCCCCUCGAGAGCGGUCAUAUAGCUCGGAUAGCGAUUCACAGCGACGCUAUUCGCCAAAUCCUCCCAGACGAGCCAGGAAUGAUAGCCGGUCUGAUAGACCGAGUCGAAAGCCGCUCUCGCCAACGCGGGGUGGCAGCCCUGCAACGGGAGACGAAGGCCCAUCCAGUCGGCGUAGAGGAUAUUCUCCAGAGUCUGAUGUGUCACCCCCGCCUCCACGUGAACGACGACGGUACCGUUCAAGGUCUCCAGAACCAUCAAGAAAUCGUGACAGGAGCCCGCCACGACACUCGGACAAGCGAGGCAGUCGAGAUCCCGUGCCUUCUCGUGGAGGUGGUCAAAGACGGGGAGGGGCCCCGCCAAGGCGAGAACGGGAGCAACGUGAUAGGAGUUUGAGCCCUUUCUCCAAGAGAUUAGCUCUGACACAGGCAAUGAACACGAGUCGUUGAAACUUGGGUAUCAUAGUCUUUAAUUUAGUCUUUAAUUCGGCUCAGAUCAACCAUUUCUAGUGAAGUCUACCUACUUGUAGACUAGACUACUUGUAUGGUAGUACCUGAAUA
Messenger RNA from Hypoxylon fragiforme, 1073 nucleotides. RefSeq names its product zinc knuckle-domain-containing protein. The record is from RefSeq and is a predicted model, not a curated record. NCBI's taxonomy places the organism in Eukaryota, Fungi, Ascomycota, Sordariomycetes, Xylariales, Hypoxylaceae. Bases 66 to 962 code for a protein of 298 amino acids. The transcript is spliced from 4 exons.